This is a messenger RNA of Ostreococcus tauri, 1032 nucleotides long. RefSeq names its product Rhodanese-like domain. The transcript has a single exon. Gene Ontology annotation, molecular function: thiosulfate-cyanide sulfurtransferase activity. The record is from RefSeq and is a predicted model, not a curated record. Gene Ontology annotation, cellular component: mitochondrion. Lineage: Eukaryota; Viridiplantae; Chlorophyta; Mamiellophyceae; Mamiellales; Bathycoccaceae. Bases 1 to 1032 code for a protein of 343 amino acids.
AUGCACGUCACCAACGUGGGUGGUUCGCUCACCACCGCGGUGUGUCUCUCCCUCAUCGCCUGGUCCGUGCGCGUGUUACGGAGCGCCAAACACAGAGAUCGAGCGAGGCAACGAACGACCGCGAACGCGACGCCCACGGUGAAGCUGAACAAGCAGACGUACGGCGUACUGAGCGCCAAGGCGUUUUGGAUGUUAGUGCAAACGAAUCCCGUGCCAUACGUCCUUCUAGAUGUCAGACCGGCGAGCAAGGAGGACGGAGGCGCGGUAUCCAAGCUCAGCGAACGGCUCAACGUGACCCACAUCCUACCAGAGGAGUUGGCCAAUCUUCUGCGCAACCGAUCGAUGCUGUGGGCGAAGAAAUUUCCAAACGUCCCUGUGCCGAGCUUGAAAACGACGCUCAUUUUUGUCAGCACCCACGGACACAGUUCAUCUCACGCGGCGGCACUCGCGACGAGUCUAGGCUUCACCAGGUGCUCCGUCGUGGAUGGCGGUCUCGCGGCGGCGGUACCGCUGGCACACUUCGAGGAGAACGACGCGAUCUCGCCAGCGAAAGAAGGCUCGAUGAGCUUAGACGCAGUCUCACUCCUGAUGGAAACUGUGAGAGAUGACGGUAACCUGCUCGGUUUAGUGAUUUUGGACAUUCGCCGGUUUGAUGAGCGAGCCCUGUAUGGGACACUCGAGGGAUCGACGCACGUCCCGGUGGAUCAGCUUCCGAAGGCACUGGGCAUGACAGAGGAAGAAUGGGUGCGAAUGUUUCGAUUUCACAAGCCUACGGCGGAUAAUUUGAUCCUCUUACACAGUCGAAGCGCGAGUGCUGCGGCUUGGGCUAAGCAGUUGUUGUCCGACUCCGGCUUGCACAACUGUCAUUCGUACGUCGAUGGCGCGUAUGCCGGCCCCGAUGGAAAUGUGCAAAGCUAUGACGCGUACGAGGAAGGCGAAGCGCCGCCCGAACCGGUCCCGGUUGGUCAAGUCUUCAACCGAAUGAACGCCGAACGGGAGUUGCUCGAUUUACGAAUUCACAUCAACGUGUAG